Messenger RNA from Exophiala viscosa, 2046 nucleotides. RefSeq names its product ubiquitin-2 like Rad60 SUMO-like-domain-containing protein. Gene Ontology annotation, cellular component: nucleus; septin ring. The coding region runs from base 351 to 1793 and encodes 480 amino acids. The record is from RefSeq and is a predicted model, not a curated record. Gene Ontology annotation, biological process: protein sumoylation. Gene Ontology annotation, molecular function: protein tag activity; ubiquitin-like protein ligase binding. Lineage: Eukaryota; Fungi; Ascomycota; Eurotiomycetes; Chaetothyriales; Herpotrichiellaceae. The transcript has a single exon.
UCACUAGGUUCGUCGAUCAAAGGCUGUGUCGCUUGUAGCCACAGUGAAUGUAGUGUAGCCCGCUGCUUGAAUAUUUGAAAAGUUUGCAGUGAUUGACACCGAAAAUGUCGUUAUUCGAUGACAAGGGGUCAAGGUAGCCGGGCAAAUACCAUAUGGGAAUUCGAUCAUCAGGCUGAAAACCAGUGCUUCCGAUUGGUCUUUAAAAUCACAAGCCGUGCUGUAAUGUGGAAGUGACCGCCGGCGAGGCUGAACACAGGCUGCCACUCCGUCGGCGCGCGACUCGAGUCAUCUUCCCCACCGUACAUCAUGCAACGAGCACGACCACGCACCGACCCAUUUUGCGAGCGACAAUGACCUCCGGCGUCAAACGCUCGAUCUUCAGUAAACCAGCCUGGGCUGCUGCACCCGCCGCCUCCAGCACCUCCAAACUGACAGAAGAACCCGUCUUUGGCCGCAAUCACAUCUACGAAGACAUCCUCCAAGCCGAACAAGCGAAACGCGAGAAGAAGGCUUUGAAGGCUGCACGGCGCGCACACAAAGAGGAUAGUAAGGAGGAAAGUGUAGGCCCCGAGGUCAAGAAGAGAAGGAUUUCGUACGAGCCUGCGACAAAGCGGAAAAUCAGUGCCGAUGUUUCGGAUGUGGAGAACCCUGCGGAUAGAAAUGGAAGGAGGAAUCAUGACGGGCGCGUAACGCGCAGCACGCCGCAGAAGCAGAAGGCAUUGAGCAGUGGCCUCGAGGAGUCUCCUGUCAUCAAGCAUUCGCCCAGUAAAAGGCAGACCAGUGGACUUCGAGUCGACGAGGAGGAUGACGACCUGGAAAUCUGGGCCCCUCCCGAAGCGACCAAGAAGCAUGCGCCGCUCAAAGCGAAGCCGAACCCGCCUUCCGAAGACGACGAGUCCGACGAAGACGAUGAAUACACUCGCGACCUAAAAGCCAAAGCCCGGGAAAAGGCGCGCCUCAAGCGACUGGGCAUAGCUGUCGAACCAGAACGGCCUAAGAUGCCAGUCCCAACAUCCACCACGGCCUCAGCAGUAGAACGUACAAGAUCGUGGAUAGCAGAGCAGACGCAAACCCGUCCUGGCUCAGCCAACUCCGCCCUUUCGCAAGAAUUUGGUCGCGCAACACCAACAUCCGAACAGGAAGAUGACACUCAAGUCAAAAUCCUCAUUCAGUCCGACAUACCCAACACUCAGUCCCUGAUCGUCAGACGCAAGGCGUCGCAGUCCCUCAAGCAGGUCCGGGAAUUCUGGUGCCAGAAGUACGGACUGGACGAGGCCAUCAGCAAAAAGGUGUUCUUCACUUGGCGUGGCACGAGGCUGUUCGAUUCGACUACAAUGCGUGGGAUCAUCCAGAAGCUCAAGCUCGACUACCGCCAACAGAGCGCGAGCGUGGAUCCUACAGGCGAAGACGAUGACAAGGAUCCAAGUGACGGCAACAUCCUGCUGGAGGCUACCACGCCCGAAAUUUAUGAGGAGAAGUUGAAACAGAAACAGCGUGCAGCUAUAGCUGGCAAUGGCGAACACGCGGAAGACGAGGAAGAUAAUUCACCUCUGCCAGUCGAUGAUGGUGCUAUCGUGAUCCAGCUUGUCAGUCCAAACCUGGAGCCGAUGCAUCUGCGCGUGCGGCCACAUACGACUAUAGCCAAGAUCAUGAAAGGCUAUGCGGCGACCAGGAAUGUAGCUGAGGGGAAAACGCCUUGGCUCAUCUUUGAUGGAGACCGCUUGGAACCGGAGCAAACUGUCGAGGAUGCUGGUUUGGAAGAUGAAGACAAGGUCGAAGUCAGUAUACGGUAACUAGUCAAAACACGAGUAUCAUAAUGUGAAAAGGAGCAAUGUAAGAGAUGGAAAAGUUGUUCCAUGAGGUCUUUCUUGAUUGAUUGAUUCAUCGAUUCAACUUGUCAAUUUGUCCAUCUUCCGCGGACAGCAUUGACCUGGAUAGUCCGGCAGACCAGACUGCCGAUGCACUUGGUUGCGGGAACGUAAAACAGCCCGCGUCAUUCGAUCCAUGGGUUCUUCUGCAAUACACCCUUACAGAUUCAUUCAAGCA